Messenger RNA from Daucus carota subsp. sativus, 1510 nucleotides. RefSeq names its product geranylgeranyl transferase type-1 subunit beta. Gene Ontology annotation, biological process: protein geranylgeranylation. Lineage: Eukaryota; Viridiplantae; Streptophyta; Magnoliopsida; Apiales; Apiaceae. The transcript is spliced from 11 exons. Gene Ontology annotation, molecular function: CAAX-protein geranylgeranyltransferase activity. The record is from RefSeq and is a predicted model, not a curated record. Gene Ontology annotation, cellular component: CAAX-protein geranylgeranyltransferase complex. Bases 126 to 1199 code for a protein of 357 amino acids.
AAUAUCUGGAUUAGUUCCAUAGCUGGACAGGCUGCAAAAGUGUCAACAGUCGAAUCUAAUCGUUAGGGUUUAUACAGAUCUUUAACUGAACUCAAACCCCUUGAGACACAAGUGUCGAGAUCACCAUGUCUGGAGCGACAUGGCACCAAGCUUCAUCAUCUGAUGAUACAGAAUUCGAGAGAGAAAAGCAUGUUUAUUACAUGGAGAUGAUGUAUAAUCUUAUGCCUUCCCAUUACUCUGGCCAGGAGAUUAAUCGACUCACUCUCGCUUAUUUUGUGAUUUCUGGCCUUGAUCUUCUCAAUGCUCUUGAUCGUAUUGACAGGGAAGGGGUUAUUAGUUGGGUUUUGUCGUUGCAAGCGCAUCCACAAAAUGAAGCUGAUCUGGAUAGUGGUCAGUUCUUUGGAUUUCAUGGUUCAAGAAGCUCUCAGUUCGAAGCGAAUGAUAAUGGGGCCUCGAUCCCCAAUGGUAGUCACUUGGCAAGUACAUACUGUGCUCUAGCCAUUUUGAGGACUGUUGGCUAUGAUUUGUCAUCCAUGGACUCAAGAUCAAUCUUGAAAUCAAUCAAGAAUCUUCAGCAACCUGACGGCAGUUUUAUGCCCACCCAUAUCGGCGCCGAGACGGAUCUUCGUUUUGUUUAUUGUGCAACGGCCAUCUGUUCCAUGCUGGAAGAUUGGAGUGAUAUGGAUAGAGAGAAAGCCAAGAAAUACAUAAUAAGUUGUCAGUCAUAUGAUGGUGGAUUUGGGCUGGUUCCUGGUUCAGAAUCCCAUGGUGGUGCAACUUACUGUGCUUUAGCUUCCCUCCUGCUGAUGGGUUUUAUUGAAGAUGAUCUGAUAUCCAAAAGUGCAUCCUCUUGCGUUAUUGAUGUGCCACUACUUCUGGAUUGGAGCUUACAGAGGCAGGCAUGUGACGGUGGGUUUCAAGGUAGGGCCAACAAGGAUAGUGACACAUGUUAUGCUUUCUGGGUUGGAGGAGUUUUAAAAAUCAUAGGAGCCCAUAAGUUCAUUGAUCAGAGAGCAUCACGAGACUUUUUGUUAACAUGCCAGUCACAGUUUGGCGGUUUCAGUAAAUUCCCUUGCCAGCUGCCCGAUCUGUAUCACUCCUACUAUGGCAUCACUGCAUUCAGUUUGCUAAAUGAGCCUGGGUUGAACCCAUUAUGUGUUGCGCUAGGAAUAUCUGAUGCAGCUGGCAUUACACUUUAAUGUCGCUGGUUGUCAAAUAAUAGGACGUAGCACAGCUUGUUCACACCGAGAUUACCAAUACAGUGCGAAAGAAUCUUCUAUGUUUUCCUUAUUCAAUGUAAAUUUUCAAAUCCUGGAAAGAUAUUAUUUGCUGCUGACCAACUGUAUGAAAGUUCUGUUGUAUAAUAGUGGGACAGGAAGAAGUAUAUCCCCCAAAAUCAUUUUCAGCAUAUUUUAUAGCGAAUGUUUUAGAUUCUUGUAAUUUCUCACAGCUGACUUUACGAUUAAGAUGUGUUUAUUAACUAUAUAUAUAAUUUUUCCGGUAGCUUUCA